Messenger RNA from Daucus carota subsp. sativus, 1449 nucleotides. RefSeq names its product protein S-acyltransferase 11-like. The record is from RefSeq and is a predicted model, not a curated record. Lineage: Eukaryota; Viridiplantae; Streptophyta; Magnoliopsida; Apiales; Apiaceae. Bases 196 to 1290 code for a protein of 364 amino acids. Gene Ontology annotation, molecular function: palmitoyltransferase activity. The transcript is spliced from 4 exons.
CAUGAGAAAGAACAGAGAACAACUGUCCACAUUUUUCUCCUUUGAUUACAAUACAAAAAUAUCUAAGCAUCACCCGGACCAAGAUUUACCAUGAAACUUCUUGUCUGUCUUUGACUUUUUGUUUCUUCGUUUUCUUGGUAUUAUCUUUUAUGAAUGAUAUACAUAUUUACAGAAAGCCAUAUAUAAAAUCAUAAGAUGGAUUUGACAGGUUCCUCAACCGCAGAUUCUCCACAAUCCUCCGCUGAAUCUCCUGAAGAACCCUCUAAGGAGGAACAUGUAACAUCUGUAACUGAGGAUUAUGACACAACCUGCUGGGGUUGUGGCCUUCACCUUACUGUUUCCCCUUAUGAACCCGCUUUUAUAUGUGGCUGGUGUGGAGCUAUAACUAACCGUAAUGCCUCUAAAAUUGAAAGCAAGUACUUGUGGUGGAGACGUGUACGUGAUCGAUGCUUUGUUAGUAUCCUCUCAGUGUUCAUGCUCUUAAUGAUAUGUGGAGUUAUCUGCGCAAUAUAUCCAGUAGCUUUUUCUAUCAGCUAUUUUUGUGGGGCUACCCAUUGUAGCGUUUCAGUACUAUUGGCUAUAACUACAAUUACCACUUAUUGCCUAGCAGCGUUUCGGUCCCCUGGUGCUCCACCACUGAUAUUAUGGGGUAGCUACUCGGUAGUAGGAAGAGGGGGUCUUGAAAAUUACACAUACUGUCUCUAUUGUAAGAAGCCAAAGUCUCCGAGAACUCAUCACUGCCGUUCAUGCCAAAUGUGUGUCUUGGACAUGGAUCACCACUGCCCUUUUAUUGGUAACUGUGUUGGCGCAGCAAAUCAUCGAGUAUUCAUUUUCUUCCUCAUUUCUGCAUUGUUGAGUACUGUUUAUGUCUCCGUCAUAUCUGCUUAUGCAGCAAUCCAAAUUUGGCCACCAAUAAGAUUGUCACCUCCUGCUCGUACGGAUGACUUGGCUAGUUUGGACUGGUAUUCAGGGAAAUUAAAGGAAAUUAUUUCUGCUUUCUUAAGCUCUAUACUGCUUUUACCCGUAGAAAGUGUUGUGCUUGUAUAUCUAUUAGUUGCUAGUUUAGUAGUCGAAAUUGGAUUAGCCAUUCUUCUGUUUCAACAAUUGUACUACAUAUACGAGGGAAAGACAUACUUGAAUCAUCUAAUAUCACAUGGUGUUGAGGAUGGAACCAGUUAUGGUGUUGAAGAAAAAGAUAUUCGUAAUCUUGUUCGCUUCUUCAGUUGCCCAUCUUCUGCAUUAAGAUUUCUGCCGUGUUUUUGGAGUCUCAAAAAGAGCCACAAGAAAUGAAACUGGAACUAGGAUGGUGGUUCUCUUGAGGUUAAGAUAUUCAAAAUGGCUGUGAUAUCAUAUGCCUCUGUAUAUUAGUUACCAGUGUACAUUUUGUAAAGUGGGAUUUUUUACAUUGUAGAAUGAAAAAGAAUGCAGCCUAAUUAUCUAUGCUUUAUU